CCGGUCCCCCCCGGCUCAGGGCUUUUGUUCCGCCGACAGCUGCUGGAGCCGCGACAGAGGCGGCCCCGCCGGCCUUCUGAAGGCGACCGCGACCCAACGCCAGCCUCUGCGUUGCCCGCAGUGCCCUGUCGCGACAUGUCGUGCCCUGCCCUGUCAUGUCGCGCCCUGCCCUGUCACGGCCCCGUGACGGCCAACCCCACGGCGCCCCGUGUCGCGGGCUGCUUGCCCCUCCUCUCUCCCGCCCCGCAGGGCCCUAUCGCGACAUGCGCCGUCACCGCGGGGCCCUAUCGCGACACGUGCUGUCACUGCGGGGCCCUAUCGUAACCAGGCCUGGCGCGACUGGGCGACACCGGGCCGCGCCGGUACCCCCGUGCCGUGCAGCAGAGCCCCGCGGGGCCGCUCCCGGUGUCCCCCCCGCGCUGCCGGUGCCGCUCCGACCUUUCUUCACCUUCAGCUGCAUCUCGGGCUCCUCCAUGCCGCUCCCGCCGCUUCCUCUUCCGCCGGUGCCGCCGCUCCCCGCCCCGGCCGGGAACCGAGCCCCCGGCACAAGCGUUCCGCCUCGCUCCCCCCCAACCCAAAACCCGGGGUUCCCCCCCCCAAAAAAAAAAACAAACAAACUGGGGUCCUCCCAAAAAAAAGACUUGGGGUCUUUCCCCCAAAAUCUGGGUCCCCCCCAGCCGUUAGCGGAGCCCCGGACCGCGGCCCCGAGCAGUUCCCCUAUGGAAGGCGAAGAAGCAGCCGCUCGUCUCAUGGAGGCUCCCCUGAGUGAUGAGGACGCCCAAGAGCUUCCAGAAGAGGGUGAGAAUGGAGCUGAAGGAGCAGUGGCCGCGGAGGAGCUGACUGGGACUGGGGACACAGAGGAUGGGGGUGUCCCCAUGGGGCUCCUGCGGCCAGAAAGGGACAUGUUGUGCUCCAGCUCUGUGGACGGUGGAGCAAACGCUCUUCUGAAGCCCUCAACUGCCUCGAUGGACAGGCAGAGGAGCACUGAGCUCUCAGCCCUUAACAGCUUCCCCCUGAAGCACUCGAACACGCUGACGAACAGGCAGCGCGGCAAUGAGGUCUCGGCCCUCCCAGCCACGCUGGACACGCUGUCCGUUCACCAGCUAGCUGCCCAAGGUGAGCUCAGCCAGCUGAAGGAGCAUCUUCGGAAAGGUGAGAACUUGGUAAAUAAACGUGACGAGAGAGGUUUCACGCCACUGAUCUGGGCUGCAGCCUUUGGAGAGAUCGAAACGGUCCGUCACCUGCUGGAAUGGGGUGCUGACCCCCACGCGCUGGCGAAGGAGCGGGAGAGCGCCCUGUCCCUGGCCAGCAUGGGCGGCUACACCGACAUCGUCAUCAUGCUGCUGGAGAGGAACGCGGACAUCAACAUCUACGACUGGAACGGCGGCACUCCUCUGCUCUACGCCGUGCGCGGCAAUCACGUCAAGUGUGUGGAGGCCCUACUAGCUCGCGGUGCCGACCUGACGACAGAAGCAGAUUCUGGCUACACCCCGAUGGACCUGGCCGUGGCCCUGGGACACAAGAAAGUCCAACAGGUUAUUGAAAAUCACAUCCUCAAGCUAUUCCAGAACAAAGGGUUGGAGUGACAGUGGUUCACGCUGCACCGCUGCAGCACCAGCGCUUCUGGCCGACGCAGGGCUCUCCUCUGGGACCAACGUGGCCUGACCCAGCGGUCCCAAAACGGGCAGCAGCACCACAAUGCUUUGAGCAAGGAGCACGUGGAGGAAGCUGUGAACCAACCGCCUGGCCUCGGCGGAUUUAUGCCACUCCGGGAAGGUGGCACGGCCUCGGUGCCUCGCACCCGGGGACACUCACUCCUCAGGGCAGCUGCAUUUCUGCUCCCUCUGGGCUCGGCUGCUUCGUGCGUGCAUUCAAGUAUUGCAUUCUUCGGAAGUAAACUCUAAAAGCAG
This is a messenger RNA of Cygnus atratus (black swan), 1910 nucleotides long. RefSeq names its product regulatory factor X associated ankyrin containing protein (gene RFXANK). Gene Ontology annotation, biological process: regulation of transcription by RNA polymerase II. Gene Ontology annotation, cellular component: nucleus. The record is from RefSeq and is a predicted model, not a curated record. The transcript has 10 exons. NCBI's taxonomy places the organism in Eukaryota, Metazoa, Chordata, Aves, Anseriformes, Anatidae. Gene Ontology annotation, molecular function: protein binding. The coding region runs from base 156 to 1586 and encodes 476 amino acids.